GAGUUCGUGUAUUUGAAGGAAAUUGAUAAACUAUGUAACACGUCCUACGAAUUUUAAAGUCAUUUUUCCGAGAUUUUCAUUGAAAUUGCACAUCAUUUAAGUGAAAAAUAUUUAAAAUGCGGUUAAAUGCUGCUAUUUUAAGUUUUGCUCUUCUACUCGUUGUGGUGUCAGCGAGAAUAGAUCCUCAAAAUUUAAGAUGCUUAGUGUGUCGGAAGACCUUCGAGGAGCUUAAUGCAGUCAUUAAGGGCGUUGAUAAAUGGAAGAAGGUUGAAGUCGGUAAUUUCAGAAUGGACGCCGAGGGCAACACAAUGCAACAGAAAGUACCAGCCCAUCGUUCAGCUGUUUACAUAUCUGAAGUAAUUGAUGGAAUUUGCAAGAAAAUGGAUGACUACGUACGUGUGUACUACAAGGCGACAGGCAAGCUCGCGAUAAUGCAGCUCAUCACGCCGGGGGGUGGCAUGAACCCUGAGUUCUCGAAGACAAAGUUCGUGACGGACGACGACUUGAACAAGAGCCUCGAGUACUAUUGCGAACGUAUGUUUGAAGCUAACGAAGACGAAAUCACCGAUUUGUACAAGAACAGGCCGGAGGAUGACGUCAUGCCGGACGCAGAACGAGAAAUCUGCUUCAACCACGCCAAGUACUGCGAGGACUGGAUGUUGCCGACUGAGGAGGAUACCACCUGGACACCGGAGAUGGAAGCGGAGUAUGUUAAGGUCCACGGGCCAGAUCCAUAUGGCUUCGGUGGUAUGCCGCAACAGCAGAUACAGCAGGAACCAGACGCUGAGGACUACGAUGAUACGGAUGACGUCGAAGAUGUUCCAGCUGAGGAUGAAAUCCAGGAACCGUCUCCAACCAAGGAGGAAUUGUAGAAGUGUGUAUUAUAAACCAUGAGUGAGUUUGUUUAUUGUGAAAAUAUGCUUACAUUUUAUAUAAUGUAUUCAUAAAUAACAUUUGUCCAAAUGUUUGUCUAUUUACUUGAAUAGGUUCUACAUUAUGUAUAUAUAUGUUACUAUCCAAUAGUGAAAUUAAAACAUAAAUGUGAAAAUUUAAUUAUAUAUUUAAUAUAAAUUAAUAUGUAUAUUACUUAUUGUAAUAAUUAAAUUUGUAUCAAAUUGAUAUAUAUUAUUUUUAAUGUCUAUACAAUAUGUACACAAUGCAGUUAAAUUGUGAAACGAUUUGUGCAGUAGGCUUGCGUCCGAUGUAUCAAAACGAAUUCAAAAUCGGAUUUCAAACACAAAUUGAUUUGUCUUGAUUUCGCAAAUUAAAAAUCUGAUUUCAAAAAAACGAACCAAACGCCAAAGAACUAUAGAUCGAUUGAAAAGAUUUUGAAUCGACAAAUAAAAUCACUGGAUAUCACCAAACGAAUUGUGUGUGGUAUCCAAACGCAAACUGAUUGUUACGUACUAUGAAAUUCGCUUUCUCUCUUUCUAACCAAUUGGAAUAAAGCGGAAUAAAAAGGAUAGCGCGAAUUUUGCGAUUCGGAUUUUUUGCGAUUUUUUGGUUCUGCUACGGAUAUCUAUUACGCAAUCAUCGACCUUACUACUAAGUACUUAAAGACUAUAUUUGCUUGAGCGCAAGCGAUUUGGUGAGGCUAGGCGUUACCGAAAUCGGAUAUCUAAAAUCGGAUUUUGAAUUUGAAAUCGGAUAAAUAUCAGUUUGCGUUAAAAACCAAAAAACGCCCAACUAAUGUGCAGUCCUACAAAUAUUGUUUCAUAGUGUGUAAAUGAAAUUAUUUGUUGCAUUUAUCUAAUACUAAAAUGUAAUAUUGUUUGUCUUUGAAUCACGAAUCAACUGCUAGUUCUAAAGACGCACACAAGCUUGAUUAUAUGUGUGAUUAUAAAAAAUAUGGCAUUGAAUAUAUAAAAUGUUAUACGUUUGGUUAAAAUUUAAUUUGUUUAAAUAAUCGGUGUUGCCAUAGAUACAUGUAUUUCUACCCGUAGUCCUAUAUUUUUAUCUGUGUUACAAAUAAAUUUAUUAUUAUUUUAAAUUAUUUAUUUAUAAACUCUUUUAAUUGUGAUUGAUGAUUUAUUUUAUAUAAUCUGUCGAGCUCAAGUUAGUUUUAAUUUAUAAUUAUAUAUUACAUGGAAAUGUGCCUUUAUAAUGUAUACUUCUGAGGUUAUUAGAAUUUGUAAAUUUAAUGUUAUAUUUAUAUAAUGUCAUAUUAGAUACCGUAGUAUUGGUUUGAACAUAAUUACAAUAAAAUUUUUGUGUUUGAAAAUGUUAAAUUUUUUAAAAGAUUGAGAAAAAGUGUUUGUUUUUUAAAUAUUUGUUAUUUUCAUCAUUUCAUCUUAACAAAUAAGAGUCCACAGAUAACACAGUUUGGUCAAAUAUUUAUCUUUUGUCUUGUAUUGAGAUUAUUUUCUUCAUACAAUGUUGUGAUUAUGCAAAAGGAGAGUAUUUUGUUUGUUUCAACUAUUUACACUUUCUUUAAAACUCUUUCCAUUAAUCAUAAUUAUUUAUUUAUUUAUAUAAUUGACUUAAUUGAUAACUUUUUUUUUCACAAUAAGAUUAUAACAAUAAAUUGUAAUCCUUAGACUCGAUUUUUAAUAUAUGUUGUAUAGGCUAUUUCAAUGUUAGAAGGAGUAUAUAUAGACAAACUUUAGAUUUACAUAUUCUAUGCGAUUUUCUACUAGCUCUGCUGUAUGUACUACAAACGGUUCUCGUUAAAUAUACCUUAAUUUUUAAUACAACACUAUACCACACAAUUACUUAUGUGUACUUUAAUUUGAAACCGAUAACUAUACUGGUGGUAGGGCUUUGUGCAAGCUCGUCUGGGUAGGUACCACCCACUCAUCAGAUAUUCUACCGCAAAACAGCAAUACUUGAUAUUGUUGUGUUCCGGUUUGAAGGGUGAGUGAGCCAGUGUAAUUACAGGCACUAGGGACAUAAAAUCUUAGUUCCCAAGGUUGGUGGCGCAUUGGAUAUAAGCGAUGGUUGACAUUUCUUACAAUGCCAAUGUCUAAGGGCGAUUGGUGACCACUUACCAUCAGGUGGCCCAUAUGCUCGGCCACCUUCCUAUUCUAUAAAAAAAAAAAACUAUUAGGACGCCAUUUUAUCACGAAUCUAUAAUGCCUAUGUUGUGUUAGAUGUCGACCAAUGAUAUCAAGUUAAUUUAAGGUCAAAGUCGUUUAUUUGUCUCUACUCUUCUAUCAUUGGAGUAGACUAUAAAUCACUCUCUUUUUACAGUAAGGGCCGUAUGUACUUCUCUAAUUAUUUUUGGGUGCCAAUUUAUACUGGUGGAUAGUGUGCAAUAUUUCAUAUUGUUAUGUGUGAUUGGUACUGUCGGCUGUAGUUUGAGGACCUGUUCGAAGUGAUCGCUUAAAAAUUUCAAAUAUGAAAUGUGCGUUGUGAAAAUGUGAUGUUAUUUUAUUAAACGUUUAUAAAUAUAA
Messenger RNA from Nymphalis io (European peacock), 3392 nucleotides. RefSeq names its product protein seele (gene sel). The record is from RefSeq and is a predicted model, not a curated record. Gene Ontology annotation, cellular component: endoplasmic reticulum. The coding region runs from base 117 to 872 and encodes 251 amino acids. The transcript has 7 exons. NCBI's taxonomy places the organism in Eukaryota, Metazoa, Arthropoda, Insecta, Lepidoptera, Nymphalidae.